Oryzias latipes (Japanese medaka) is the source of this 2300-nucleotide messenger RNA. RefSeq names its product potassium voltage-gated channel subfamily A member 1. The record is from RefSeq and is a predicted model, not a curated record. Gene Ontology annotation, biological process: potassium ion transmembrane transport; action potential; protein homooligomerization. Gene Ontology annotation, molecular function: protein binding; delayed rectifier potassium channel activity. Gene Ontology annotation, cellular component: juxtaparanode region of axon; synapse; membrane. Lineage: Eukaryota; Metazoa; Chordata; Actinopteri; Beloniformes; Adrianichthyidae.
CCUCCCCUCACGCUUCUUCUUCUUCAAGCCCCUCCCUCUCUCACUCACUUCAUGAAAUCCCGCAAUAUGUCUCCAAAUUAGCGCGCGGGUCUCCCGCCCGCUUCCUCGCGCUUCUUUCUUUCAAACCUUUUCUUCUUUUUCGGUUCUUGCACCGGCCCCCCUCCCCCUCCCCCGGCUCCCGCGGAUGCCGCAGAGUCCUGCUCUCCCGCCAUGGCAGCCCGGUCCCGCUCGUCCUUCCCGGAGCUCCUGUGUGAUUUUCUCCGACUGUCAGCCGAGAUUUUGGCUGCGGAGUCGCAGUUCAAAGCCGCCUGAAGCCUCUUCCUCCUCCUCUUCUUCCUGCAUCCCAGCUGAAAACCAACACCAAGAGGAUACGGAUGUGGACCAAGACAACAUAGUCUAUUAAUAUUUCAGAGAUCCAGAAAGGCGAUACCGGCUUAAAGCCGGGUGGAGGUGGGAUAGGUGCACAGACGGGCACAGCUCUGCAGGCUUGAAAGAUGAUCAGCUCAGAGAUGAUGGCGGUGAUGAUGAAGAUGAUGGUGAGGCAGAAUCUGUGCAUCUCCUGAAACCAGCGGCAGCUUCUUCCCUCCACCCUGCCCUCUUCAUCUGAACACCACCUCCUCCCUGGAACAGGAUGACUGUGGUGUCCACGGAGAACGUGGACGACACCUCCACCCUGCCGGGUCACCCGCAGGACCCCUACCCGCUCGACGACGACCACGACGACCACGACUGCUGUGAGCGGGUGGUCAUCAACAUCUCCGGGCUGCGCUUCGAGACGCAGCUGAAGACCCUGGCUCAGUUUCCUGAAACGUUGCUUGGAAACCCGAAGAAGCGGAUGCGUUACUUCGACCCCCUACGAAACGAAUACUUCUUCGACCGGAACCGUCCCAGUUUUGACGCCAUCUUGUAUUACUACCAAUCUGGGGGGCGGCUGAGGAGGCCGGUCAACGUUCCCCUGGACAUGUUCUCAGAAGAAAUAAAGUUCUACGAGCUGGGCGCUGAAGCUAUGGAAAAAUUUCGGGAGGAUGAGGGCUUCAUCCGGGAGGAGGAGCGACCUUUACCAGAGAAGGAGUUCCAGCGACAGAUCUGGCUCCUGUUCGAGCACCCGGAGAGCUCGGGGCCCGCCCGCGGGAUUGCCAUCGUUUCAGUGAUGGUCAUCCUCAUUUCAAUAGUCAUCUUCUGUCUGGAGACUUUACCGGAGCUGAAGGAGGACCCCAACGACCGGAUCCAGGUGGUGGGAAACGGUACCAUCUAUUACAAAGCCAACUUUUUCACGGACCCGUUCUUCGUGGUCGAGACGCUCUGCAUCAUCUGGUUCUCCUUUGAGCUGAUUGUGCGGUUCUUCGCCUGUCCCAGCAAGGCAGCUUUCUUCAAGAACAUGAUGAACUCCAUCGACAUUGUUGCCAUUAUUCCUUACUUCAUCACGCUCGGGACGGAGCUGGCUGACGACCAAGACAACAAGGAGGGGAAGGCCGGGGGGGAGCAGGCCACCUCGUUGGCCAUUCUCAGGGUGAUCCGUCUGGUGAGGGUCUUCAGGAUCUUCAAACUGUCCCGCCACUCCAAAGGGCUCCAGAUCCUGGGGCAGACUCUGAAGGCCAGCAUGCGGGAGCUGGGUUUGCUCAUCUUCUUCCUCUUCAUCGGAGUCAUUUUGUUUUCCAGCGCUGUUUACUUUGCAGAAGCCGAGGACAAGGAGUCCUUCUUCACCAGCAUCCCCGAUGCCUUCUGGUGGGCCGUGGUGUCCAUGACCACGGUGGGCUACGGGGACAUGUACCCCGUGACCAUCGGGGGGAAGAUCGUGGGGUCGCUGUGCGCCAUUGCCGGCGUCCUGACCAUCGCUCUGCCGGUGCCGGUCAUCGUUUCCAACUUUAACUACUUCUACCACCGCGAGACGGAGGGCGAGGAGCAGGCGCAGCUGCUCAACGUCAGCAACCAGAACUUGGCGUCGGAAAGCAACUCUAGUCGCCGCAGCUCCUCGGCCAUCAGCAAGUCGGAGUACAUGGAGAUAGACGAGGACUUGAACAACAGCAUCGAUAACUUUAGGGAAGCCAACCUGAGGACUGCCAACUGCACGGCUCCCAGCCAGAACUGCGUCAACAAGGGGAAGCUGCUCACCGACGUGUGAGCCCCCCCUGGAGAAAAACACUGUAAAUAUUGUAGAAAGACAUGGAUGCUACACCUCCCCUUGGGGGGGGGCAUUUUAAUCCAAAUGUCCAUCAAUUCAUACAGGAAAGCACAAAAAGAGCAAACACUGAAGCAGAGUAUUUAUAUAUUGAAAACUGCUUUUUCACAUGGGGGGGGGG